This is a messenger RNA of Neopsephotus bourkii (Bourke's parrot), 1973 nucleotides long. Its product is annotated as C-type lectin domain family 4 member A-like. Lineage: Eukaryota; Metazoa; Chordata; Aves; Psittaciformes; Psittacidae. The record is from RefSeq and is a predicted model, not a curated record. Bases 802 to 1494 code for a protein of 230 amino acids. The transcript has 6 exons.
UGUGCUCUUCCCAACAACCUUUCAAACCAGCAACACCAUUUUACUUCUUGUUUUUCCUACUUUUGUUCUUCUCCCCAACUCUGGCCUCAUUCUUCUCUGUUUCUGCUUGAAUAUAUCAAACUUCUGAUUAUUUCUAUUCCUGUGUCUAAGGCUGAGAUUUCCCAGAGGCAGUUCCUCUUUUGUGAUUUGUUCUAUUGCCAACCGGGGCUUACGUCCCAGGAUGGGACAUAGCAUGCAAUAUUUGAUGUAGCAAACACAUCUUAACCACAAAUGACAAGUGAGGGCAGAAUGCAUUUUAUACAUGGAUGUGCCACAGCUUAAACCGGGCUAAGAUCUGGGAUAGCUGCAAACCUAAGAGCAAUGGUAGAAUUACUAACAGACUAAGAAAGUCAUGAAGAUAAGGGGAGAGAGUUAAAAAAGGAAGGAUGGAAAAUGAAAAACAAACUAAGAGAUCUUAAAAAGGAAACCUAUCAGCUGAGAAUCUGACAUGGGGAAGUAAGAAUGCGACUUCCUUUUCAGUUGUUAGUUUCUCAUUUUUCUUUUCUCUCUCAGAAGUUUCCAUACUGUCAGGUCUGAUGUCCUGGGCUAAGAAACAAAGCAUUUUUGAAUUCCCAGGAAUUCUUAGGUUAUCACCAGUACUUCCAGUGUUCAGCACAGCCUUCUUUGACAGACAGAAGGUGGAGGAGCAGAUGGGAAAGGCUCAGUGACUUAUUGGUGUCUCCCUCUGGAAUCAGGCACCUAAAAGACCCACGUUUUACGUGGCAAAACUAAGGACAGGGCCAGUGAUCACACUGUGAUUAAAUGGCAUCAGAAAUCACUUAUGCUGAGGUGAAGUUCCAGAAUACAUCACCAGCUGCAGUGGUCAAAGUACCUCCUGAAACAAAGAAGCAACAGCACCAUCCCCAGAAAUACCCCCUAUGGCUCCCGUGGCUGAUCUCACUGCUGCUCCUCCUGCUGUGCAUUGCCCUUCUUGCUGUUCUCCUUGUCGCUCCCUUCUCCCAUAGUGGUGAUCAGCCCCCAGCCUUUAAGCAGAAAUUCAAGGAGUGGUCGUGUGAUUCGGCAGCGCCGGGAGGCAAAGAGGAGGGCUGGGCAUGCUGCCCAAAGGGCUGGAAACGCUUCCAAGGAAGCUGCUACUACCUCUCAGGUGAUGUGAUGUCCUGGGCCGAUAGCGAGCAGAACUGCACUGGGAUGGGCUCUCACCUGGUGGUGAUCAACAGCAAAGCAGAGCAGGAUUUCCUCUCUAAGGAGGUUAAAAAGCCUUCAAGAGGAGAGAAUCACUACAUUGGUCUGAGUGCACAGAUGGGCCAGUGGCACUGGGUGGACCAGACUCCAUUUAAUGUGACAGCAGCGUUCUGGCGCGAAGGUGAACCAAGUAAUCCAGAUUAUGAGAAGUGCGCUGUAAUCCAUCGGACUUCGGGAGCACUCAACAACUGGAAUGAUGUCCAAUGUAACAGUCAUAAUAGAAUAUGUGAAGCUGCAGCAAUAAUUGUGUGAUGGAGAUAACCUGAUCCUGAGUAAAACUGGGAGAUGAGCAAUGAGCUGGUAACAGGGCUGUGUUGGGAGGGGUGGGGAACUCUGGAGCCUUCAUCUUCGCUGUGUUGGGUGGGAUGGUGUGACUGGAAGUGAUAUUACCCUGUGUCCAGCAUCCCCAGUGCAUACAAUGGCUCAGGGAAUACAUGAAGGCUCAGGGUCAUCAGAGCAGGUCCUGGGCUUUUAUGUCCUCUUCUCUCUGGAUGGGUCCAGCAGCCACUGGCUGAAAAGAGAUUGAGUUCUCCAGGAAAAAGACACAGGAACGUAAAACAGAUGUUCAGACCUGCAAUUUCCUUUGUCUCCUUGGGCAGAGGUGCCUGCGUUUUGUUGAGUCACACAGAGAAUGACCUCCAGGUGCACUGGUUUUGCUGAACAAUUACUGAAUUCUUAUGCAAGAGAAAAUACAGUAUCAGACCAAUGAAAAAGGCUCUGUGCAGUGUGUA